GCAUUACUGUGACCCCCCAUCUGAGCUUUUUGGGCGCUGCAGCGAGAGCAUCAAUCAGUCAAUUACCGCCAGCCUCGACAACAGCCUCGUCCACCAAUACAACCGCCGCCUCACCACUACAAUUUGCAACGAUGUUGUCAAGGCGCAUGCUCACAAAGGCCGACGAGGAGUCCGUUGGCGACGAGGUCGAGGUCAGGAGGGAGGAUCAGGACAAGAUCAACAAGUUCAGUCGUCUGCACCAGCGCGAACUCAUUAUCGAGGAGGAGCUCAGGAACAAGAGCAAGGAGAAGGAAGAACUCGACGACCUCAGCACUGAGUUGGAGCUCACCGACGAAGACGAGACAGUACCAUACAAAAUUGGUGACGCCUACUUCCACGUACUACAGCCGCAAGCGAUUGAAAUGCUCGAGCAAGCGUCAACCAAGAUCGAGGAGGACGUCGAGGGACUGGAAUCGAAGCUGGAAACCAUCAAGGAGGAGAUGACCCAACUGAAGGUCGAGCUGUACGCCAGGUUCGGGAAGAGCAUCAACCUCGAGACAUGAACAAUGGCAAUCGGGACAAACCAUCAACUCCGUCGCAUUCCAGGUUCUCGGGUUCACGGCGCGAUGCAUGCAGCGACAGAUGAUACAACAAGCGGGAUGCCCCAUUCGCUUCGAUGAGAUAUUCGCUAUCGCGCACACUGGUGCGACUAAGCGCAACUUAAGACAAACACCCACAACGGCCUGAAGUCCGGUCAGGAUCAUUCCCAACGACACCAGCUAAAUAUGGCGACUUCAACAACGCAUCUCACUAGCGGUACGGCGGUGGUUAUCACUUGUGACGGCAUGUCUCUCUCGCUAUUGCAAAGUGUGGGAGUCAAAGUGCGCUAUGUCAAGCCCAAGUGAUCUUUGUGGAGGGGCAACGCCGGGGAUGCGGCGGGAAAGAACAUCAGUCGCCGCGGCCGGCUAAGCGGCCUAGAGGACCAAGUGGGUCCGCGCUUCGGCUCCGAUGUGGAUGACGAACCAAUCAAUGGCAGAUCGCGCCUUUUCCUCCUACCUUCACUGGCCUCCUCUUGCACUCGUCAGCCAGACGGAUAUAAGACUUCAUUGUGCUUGUUAUGUCCGGCCCAGUCAGCGGUGCCAUUUUUGUUUGCUAAAAUGCAAAGAGAUGGUGGGAGCGAGAACUAGACCGUCUCGGUCCACAAGGGUGAUCGGCCACAUGCAGCAUGCAGUCACCGAUUUUCGGUCCCCUUGACCCUUUGGGUCAUUAUUCAUC
Colletotrichum destructivum is the source of this 1254-nucleotide messenger RNA. Its product is annotated as Putative prefoldin beta. The coding region runs from base 132 to 542 and encodes 136 amino acids. NCBI's taxonomy places the organism in Eukaryota, Fungi, Ascomycota, Sordariomycetes, Glomerellales, Glomerellaceae. The record is from RefSeq and is a predicted model, not a curated record. Gene Ontology annotation, biological process: protein folding. The transcript is spliced from 4 exons. Gene Ontology annotation, cellular component: prefoldin complex; cytoplasm.